Molecule: messenger RNA, 1907 nt
Organism: Brachypodium distachyon (stiff brome)
Lineage: Eukaryota; Viridiplantae; Streptophyta; Magnoliopsida; Poales; Poaceae
Exons: 3
Coding region: 214-1719 (501 amino acids)
Biological process (GO): transmembrane transport
Cellular component (GO): membrane
Molecular function (GO): transmembrane transporter activity
Source: RefSeq, a predicted model, not a curated record
CAGUGAUAUACUACAGCAGCCUCGACAAAGAAUAUCUCUCCGAGAGCGAGGCGAGAAGUCCUAAUAUAAAAUUUCCCGCGAAGAGGAGACCCUGGAUCGCCGGCGCAAUAGCAAUAACAAAGCAGUACUAAUGCCGGAGCAGAGGGGAGACCGGAGACGGCUGGUGAGCUGACCCAGCGACUGAGAAAGAGAGAAGGGUGGAGACCGGGAAGGAUGAUGGGGCAGCACCGGAAUCAGGAGCAGGACCGGCGGCGGACGCUGCUGCUGGUGAGCCUGGCGUCCAUCAUGGAGCGCGCCGACGAGGCUCUGCUGCCGGCGGUGUACCGCGAGGUCGGCGCCGCGCUGCACGCCGACCCCACGUGGCUCGGCGCCCUCACGCUGUGCCGCUCCAUCGUGCAGGCAGCGUGCUACCCGCUCGCUGCGUACGCCGCCGCGCGCCACAACCGCGCGCACGUCAUCGCCGUCGGGGCCUUCCUCUGGGCCGCCGCUACCUUCCUCGUCGGCGUCUCCGAAACCUUCCUCCAGGUAGCAAUCUCACGGGGACUGAAUGGCAUCGGCCUUGCUCUGGUGGUACCAUCGAUCCAGUCACUGGUAGCCGACUCCACCGACGACGGCACGCGCGGCUCGGCUUUCGGCUGGCUACAGCUUGCCAGCAGCCUGGGGCUCAUCUCCGGCGGCUUCGUCGGCCUGCUUCUGGCGCAGACCACAGUCCUCGGGAUCGCCGGCUGGCGCAUCGCCUUCCACCUCGUGGCGGUCAUCAGCGUUGCCGUAGGGGCCCUGAACUGGUUCUUCGCCGUGGACCCACAUUUCACGACGAGCGACCCCGCCGCCGGCAACGGGCAGUCCGCACGGCGGGUGGUGGAGGAGAUGAUCGCGGAGGCCAAGUUCGUGGUGCGGAUCCCGACUUUCCAGAUCUUCGUGGCGCAGGGCGUCAGCGGCUCGUUCCCGUGGUCGGCGCUCUCCUUCGCGUCCAUGUGGCUGGAACUCAUUGGGUUCAGCCACCGGGGCACCGCCGUGCUCAUGACCAUCUUCUGGGUCGCGAGUUCUCUCGGCGGACUUCUCGGGGGAAAGAUGGGCGACCUCCUCGCCCUGCGGUACCCGGACGCCGGGAGGAUCGUCUUGUCGCAGAUCAGCGCAGGCUCCGCCGUGCCCAUAGCCGCCGUGUUGCUCCUUGGGCUCCCCGACGAUCCGACAACCGGUGUCCUUCACGGCGUCGUCUUGUUCGUCAUGGGCGUGUUCAUCUCCUGGAACGGCCCAGCUACAAACUUCCCAAUUUUUGCGGAGAUCGUGCCGGAGAAAUCAAGGACAAGCAUCUACGCACUGGACAGGUCCUUCGAGUCGGUGCUGUCGUCGUUCGCGCCUCCGAUCGUGGGCAUCCUGGCGCAGCGCGUGUACGGAUAUAGGCCGGACGACAAGGGGAGGAGCGUCCGGCUGGACCGGGAAAACGCUGCGUCGCUGGCCAAGGCACUGUACACGGCCAUCGCAAUUCCCUUCACCGUCUGCACCGCAAUUUAUUCCUUCCUGUACUGCAGCUAUCCCCGGGACAGGGACCGCGCGCGGAUGCAGUCGCUGGUGGAAUCGGAGCUGCAUCAGAUGGAGCACGAGAGUUCUCGCUUUGAAGAUGGGGAUUGCAAUGGCGACGGAGAUGGCGUAGAUAGACUGGAGGAGUCGUCGCCUGAGGCCGAGAAGGAUACCGUGAAACUAUUGUCAGAUGUUUAGCGACUAGAUGCAUGUUCUGAAUUCUACAGCGCUGUUGGAAUAGAUUAUUUUUUCUUCCAUUUUACGGGAAGGUUGCGCCUCAGUCAUCAUAGAAAUUUUUAGUCAUGGUUAAUGCUCUGGAAGACUCGAACUACCGAAAUUUCAGUCAUCUCUUUAUACUGAAAAGAAACCGGAAUAAGUUCAACAGA